Molecule: messenger RNA, 963 nt
Organism: Penicilliopsis zonata CBS 506.65
Lineage: Eukaryota; Fungi; Ascomycota; Eurotiomycetes; Eurotiales; Aspergillaceae
Exons: 3
Coding region: 1-963 (320 amino acids)
Source: RefSeq, a predicted model, not a curated record
AUGCUGUCUCUCCUACGCUCACAGCUGGUCUUCCAAGUCCCUCCCCCCACGGCUUCGUUCACGGGACAGACCAUCAUCGUGACAGGCGCCAACACAGGCCUAGGCCUGGAGGCAGCCCGCCAGUUUGUGCGUCAUGACGCGCGACGGGUGAUUCUCGCCGUGAGGGACAUGGCCAAGGGGACGGCUGCAAAGUCCGACAUCGACAGCCACGACAACGACGGCAAGUGUAGUGUCGAGGUCUGGCAAGUCGAUCUCACCAGCUAUGAAUCCGUCGAAGCCUUUUCGCAGCGAGCGGCAGGGCUCGACAGAGUGGAUGUCCUGGUAGCCAACGCUGGGGUGUAUCUGUUUGACUUCUCGCUGGCGGAGGAUAACGAGGCCACCAUCACAGUCAAUGUGCUGAGUACUCUAUUGCUGGGGAUCCGACUGCUGCCCAAACUGCGCGAGACAUCCGUGGCAUUACACAAACCGUGCGUGAUGACUUUUGCCGGCUCGUUUGUCCAUAAAAUGACGACCUUCCCGGAGCGCAAAAAGGAGAAGAUCUUCGCGGAGUUGGCCAGGCCAAAUGCCAGAAUGAUAGACCGGUAUAACGUAUCGAAGCUCAUCCAGCUUCUACUCGUUCGCGAACUCGCCAACAAAGUCACCCUGUCCUCCCAAGACGGGCACGUCAUCGUCUCGACCGUCAACCCGGGCCUUGUCAAGACGAGCAUCAUGCGCCAUGCGCGGUCCAUCUUCGCCAUAUCCGACAAGAUCUUCAAGGCCCUACUGGCCCGCACUCCCGAGGACGGUGGUAACACUCUUGUUCACGCUGCGUCGGGUGGAGACGAGACGCAUGGACAGUAUCUUGAUGAUUGCAGUGUGGGAAGGGUCUCCUCAUUUGUGUCGAGUGAAGAGGGCCAUCUCACGCAGCAGCAACUUUGGAGGGAAAUGUGCGAGAUAUUGAGGAUUCCAGAGGGUAGCUUGUAA